GCGCACUCUCCGCGCAGCCACGCCGAGGCGCUCCGAGGGCUUCCCGCCAGGACCAUGCGCGGCCGCGAGUUCCCUCUCGUCCUGCUGGCGCUGGUCGUCUGCCAGGCGCCCCGGGGGCCGGCCGCCCCGGUGUCGGCAGGCGGAGGGACCCUGCUGGCCAAGAUGUACCCGCGCGGCAACCACUGGGCGGUGGGACACUUAAUGGGAAAAAAGAGCACAGGAGAGUCUCCAUACGUUUAUGAGGGAGGGAGCAUGAAGGAACAGCUGAGGGAGUACCUUCACCGGGGAGAAGCUACAAGGAAUUUGCUAACCCUCCUAGAAGCAAAGGGGACCAGAGGCUAUCAGCCGACUCAGUGGGAGCCCCUGCGCAUCCGCCAGUCUACUUGGGGUUCAGAGGACAGCAGCAACUUUAAAGACGUCAGUUCAAGACUCAAAGUUGGUGGACUCUCUGCUCCAGGUUCUCAACGUGAUGGAAGGAACCCCCAGCUGAACUGACAAUGACGAUGGCGACCUCUCUCAAAGAAGCCAAACAAAAUCCUUAAGAGACUGCGUUCUAUGGGCAUCCAUUCUCCUGGAUCAGCAAUGAGUUUCCUUUGUGCAAAAUACUUAACUAUUCUUGUAUCUUUCAACUUUGACUAAAGUCAUGAUUUUCAAGCAGCAUAUCUUCUGGUUUGAACUUGUUUGCUAUGAAUAAUUGUCCAUUCAAGAGUCUUCCAAUGAAUGCUCUUUACGUGUAGGCUAUUUGUCAGUUAGAUUCUAGGCCCCAGCCUGUUCCCAUUCACAAUAAAAGCUUAAACACCUUGCCCAAAGGGCAGAUAGUUCUCUUAUUUCGAUUCCAAAUGAGAGGAAAGUGAUUAACACAG
Camelus dromedarius (Arabian camel) is the source of this 863-nucleotide messenger RNA. It is a transcript of the gene GRP, whose product is annotated as gastrin releasing peptide. Bases 55 to 495 code for a protein of 146 amino acids. Lineage: Eukaryota; Metazoa; Chordata; Mammalia; Artiodactyla; Camelidae. The record is from RefSeq and is a predicted model, not a curated record. The transcript is spliced from 3 exons. Gene Ontology annotation, biological process: neuropeptide signaling pathway. Gene Ontology annotation, molecular function: neuropeptide hormone activity.